AAUAUUGAAACACCCCCUUGGGCUGCAAUGGGUUGAUGGUUCUCAACAUACGACAGACAACGCGGUUGUUGCUUGUUUACAUUUCUUUAUAGUUGGUAUUUGAUUUGGAUUAUCCUUCGAUCCACUGCAUAACAUGAGCGAUACUCCCACGGCCGAUGACUGUGAGAAGCGUCCUCAGUUCGGCACACGUUUACUCAAGGACAGCGACGACGUCUUUAAGCACAAUGCUUGGUAAAUAUGCGUGGCAAGGUCUGCGGCGUUUUGCCAGCAAAACUUGGGAGCACACUCGAGAGCGCAAGAAGCCAGCGGGUGCUGGCGGGCGCAUACUAACCGACGUGCGCGAGGUGUUCGAGUUUAAUGCAUGGGACCACGUGCAAUGGGAUGAGGAGCAGGAGCUGGCCGCACAGGCGGCCGUGGCAAAGAACUCGUGCAGCAAACUGAACGACGAUGAGCGGGAGCGCUUUCAGUCGGAUGCACCGAAGUUUUGGGACUCUUUCUAUGGCAUACACGACAAUCGUUUCUUCAAGGACCGUCACUGGCUGUUCACCGAGUUUCCCGAGCUAGCGCCCCUUGAUGUCAGUGAGCAGCAGUCACGGAGCAUCUUUGAGCUGGGCUGUGGCGUCGGUAACACCAUCUUACCCCUGCUCCAGUACAGCGUGGAGCCAAAGCUAAAAGUCUUUGGCUGUGACUUUUCUGCCAGGGCCAUCGAUAUACUUCGCAGCCAGCCGCAGUUCGAUGACAAACGCUGCGAGGUAUUCGUAAUGGAUGCCACGGAGGAGCAGUGGCCGGUUCCCUUCGAGGAGAACUCGCAGGAUAUCAUUGUAAUGAUAUUUGUGCUGUCCGCCUGUCAGCCAAAGAAAAUGCAGCAGAUACUGGACAAUUGCUAUCGCUACCUGCGACCCGGUGGCCUGCUGCUCUUCAGGGACUACGGCCGCUACGACUUGGCCCAGCUGCGCUUCAAGAGCGGAAAAUGCUUGGAGGACAACUUCUAUGUGCGCGGCGAUGGCACCCUGGUGUAUUUCUUUACAGAGGAAGAGCUACGUGGUAUGUUCACCAAGGCGGGGCUCCAGGAGGAACAGGUGAUUGUGGACCGAAGGCUGCAGGUGAAUCGGAGUCGCGGCCUGAAGAUGUAUCGCGUUUGGAUACAGGCAAAGUUCAAAAAACCUCUGGUUCCCAGUUCUUAGCUUUCGUUAAUCGUUGAGCUGUAAUCGAUUUAUUUUUAUUUUUAUCGACUUGACGUAUGAAUGUUAAAAUCGGCAGCUACAUGUCAAGUAGAAUGUCCAGGAUAACUUUUUGGCUCGUGAAUUUUGCAGAAAAGCUUUCGGCUCUGUUAACUUUGCAGAAGCAUACACAUAACAUAACAGUUAGGAAAGGAAAGCUGUGAGUUUUCGCAGUUGGCUAAAAACGUCUUCAGUUUCAGUUUCGCCGAGCCAGAAGAUCCCUCUGAGGCUGUCGUGGCAAGUGUUACCCACACACUCGACAUACACACACACACACACAUCUAGCCAAUCCCCCCGCAACCGCUGAGGCGAGCCGAGAGGAGUGAAAAUUCAUUGACGAUUGGGGGCGACAAAGCUCAGGCGAAAGAGAGAGAGAGAGAGCGUGAGACAGCGAGCGAGCGAGCGAGCGAGUGAGCGAGAGAAAGAGCGCAACCCUCGACAACAAAAACAACGAAGCAGAGUUCUGCUGCACCCAACGCACCACCACCCGCCACCACCGCCGCCAUCAGCACAUCUGCUGCUACUACCGUCACCUCACCCGCGAAACGACCCUCCCCGACCUCGACGCUCGACGCUCCCAAAGUGAAAGACGUUGGCCAAGUGCAUACCUAUUCACACAGGAACCAGAACCAGUCGCAGUCGCAGUUACAGCCACAGACACCGCAAACCGAGUUUUGUUAAUACAUCAGCGGCUGCAACAACACCAAAAAAAA
This is a messenger RNA of Drosophila miranda, 1933 nucleotides long. RefSeq names its product methyltransferase-like protein (gene Mettl2). The record is from RefSeq and is a predicted model, not a curated record. The transcript has 3 exons. Gene Ontology annotation, molecular function: tRNA (cytidine-N3)-methyltransferase activity. The coding region runs from base 156 to 1184 and encodes 342 amino acids. Lineage: Eukaryota; Metazoa; Arthropoda; Insecta; Diptera; Drosophilidae.